AGGGCCGGAGGGGGCGGCGCGGCGGAGCCUCCAGUGGCCUCGGACGCUCCUCCUAGCCCGCGGCCGCCGCCCGCCUCCGCCUGCGCCUCCAGCUCCGUCGCGCCGGCCGGCCGCCACUUCCGGCCGCUCACCUGGGACGCGCUCACCUGGGACGCGCUCACCUGCCUCGGGGCGCCUGGGCACCAGGAUGAAGGACCGGCUGGAGCAGCUGAAGGCCAAGCAGCUCACACAGGAUGAUGAUGCGGACGAGGUCGAGAUUGCCAUUGACAACACGGCUUUCAUGGAUGAGUUCUUUGCGGAGAUCGAGGAAACUCGUCAGAACAUCGACAAGAUCUCAGAGCACGUGGAAGAGGCUAAGAAACUCUACAGUAUCAUCCUGUCUGCACCGAUUCCUGAGCCAAAAACCAAGGAUGACCUAGAGCAGCUCACGACCGAGAUCAAGAAAAGGGCCAACAACGUCCGGAACAAACUGAAGAGUAUGGAGAGGCACAUUGAGGAAGAUGAGGUCCGGUCGUCCGCAGACCUUCGGAUUCGGAAAUCCCAGCACUCCGUCCUGUCCCGGAAGUUUGUGGAGGUGAUGACCAGAUACAACGAGGCUCAGGUGGACUUCCGCGAACGCAGUAAAGGGCGAAUCCAGCGGCAGCUCGAAAUCACUGGCAAAAAGACCACAGAUGAGGAGCUGGAGGAGAUGCUGGAGAGUGGGAACCCUGCCAUCUUCACUUCUGGGAUCAUCGACUCUCAGAUUUCCAAGCAAGCCCUCAGUGAGAUCGAAGGGCGGCACAAGGACAUCGUGAGGCUGGAGAGCAGCAUCAAGGAGCUUCAUGACAUGUUUAUGGACAUCGCCAUGCUGGUGGAGAAUCAGGGUGAGAUGCUAGAUAACAUAGAGCUGAAUGUCAUGCACACAGUGGACCAUGUGGAGAAGGCACGGGAAGAAACUAAAAGAGCUGUGAAGUACCAGGGUCAGGCCCGGAAGAACCCGAUUUCACUCCAGCCUGGUGUGGCCACCCUUGUCUUCAGAUGGGAACGGAGUUUGAAUGGCUUUCCUGAGAGAGAGUGGGACCUGUUCCUUUGUUUCCUUGUAACCGUCCUUGGACCUGACCCAGCAAACAACUUAGCCCCGGAGGAAGCUAAUCUGCCUGAUGUAACCCUGAGUUCUCAGAACCUUCUCCUGCCCCACCAACUCUGAAGUACCUUCUCUCCCGGACAGUAUGAACCAACCCAGCUUUUCUUUGUUCCCUCUGAAUGUGUCAAAGUAAGCCUUGCGCCUUGGAAAGCCGAUUCCAAACCUACCCAGGGUGCUGUAUUUUCUACCUCAUGGAGUAUUCUUCUCCCAGAAAUUGCAAUGUAUUUUUUAAGGGGUUUCUUUAACAACACAAAGGGAUUCUUCCAAGUGUGGUGACAGUAAGGCUCAGCUCGAGCCUUGUACUUGGCAGGAUCUUGGUCCUCAUAGUUUGUUGUCCCUAUGUCUUGAAAAUAUGUGGAACUGGCAGAUGUCACUUUGGUCUUAGCAGCUGACUUGUUUGAAGUUCAAUCUUAAAUUAAGCUCUUGGUAUGUUCAGCUUCAUGGCCAACUUCAGUCUUUAUGUUGUGUUCUCUCAUGUUUACUCAAGGAGGCCACCAGGAUGAUACGGUUGUCUAAGGUUACCAUUUGUAAAGGCUGAAGGUAUGAGAUAUUUGUUUGCCUCUCUGAGUCUUGGAAACCGGCUGUUCUCCUUUGGAACGAUGCUUUGUGAAGCCACUGCCUUGAGGCCAAAAAUAACCAGGCACUUAAAAUUGGGCCAGGGACAAGGUGCUUGAGUCUGAGGCUCUGGAAAUGCUUAGAUUGGUGCAAGUGUUCAGUCACUCAUUUCAUAUGUUCCAGAUGUACUUUUAUAAUCGUGUGUGAGACGUACAUAUAUAUUUGCCUGUCUCUCUCAGAAGCAGGAAACUAGAAAUGGAGAAUAUUAUAACAUCAAAAAACAAAAACAAAAACAAAAACAAAAACCUUGGGCUGAGCUAAAAAUUAGGUAAGACAUUUGCUUAUUUGCAAAUGAAUCACAGCAGAAAUAGGAUCUUCCUGUGUCAUUGAGAAACCUUGUUUUCUGGAUGAGUGCUGGGAUGAUCAUAGAUCGUUGGGAUUAGGACUACACUGAUCCCACUAAGUUUUUCUGCUUAGCAUACAGCUAUGACAAGUUUUGGCACCUCUCCUUGCUGCUGCAUAGGUGAGGCUUGUCCUGAGAGUAUCCCACAGCAAUCUUAGAUCAUUCCUGGGGCCUUUAGGAUGAUCCUGUCUCCAGGGCUGAGUCAGCUGGGGGAGACCGGGGACUACUGAGUAGCUGGUAUUGCUACCAGGUAAAUGAGCUUGACAGGUUCUUUCUCUCCUCCCCAAUUCUUACCAUGGAGGAAGCAACAGCCAGGAAAUGAUUUCAAGUGUAGUGACUAUGGUGACCCAGUGGUGAGCCCCUUAGAUUCCCUGCCAGUCUCCCUGAUGUAUAGUUGAACUUAGACACUCUAGGAUAGAGUGAGCACCUAAUCCAGGCACUGCCCUGGGCUUCCUUUGCAAAGGCUAUGUACUCCGUCAUUGCUCAGCACUCCGACAGAGCCAAAGGGAUGCCCUCUUCCCAUGGCUAUGAAGUCAGACAGUGGACUGGCUCCAGCAACGAGGGAAGACAAGCUCUUAACCAUAGGCCUUUGUUGAGCCCUGGGGCUUAGUUUGGAAUACAAUAAGUGAAGGUUUUUUUUUGUCAUUUGUGUUUUUUAAAUGUAAACGUGAUUAUUUUAUUGAUAAUUUAAAAAUAAAUGACUUUAUAUUGAUCGUGAACUAGUUCUUGCUCUAUUUCCCUACAAAAUAGUGGUUGGGUGCCACCAUGUGGUGGUUUUUGUUUAGGUUUACAAGGGUUAACAGUGCUUUUUAUCCAUGUGCCAGACUGCAUGGAUCAAAAGUUCUAAUUUUUGAAAAUGCUUUAACUCUCAAGAAUAUGGUUUAACUAUAUUUAAGUUUCAGGUUUAAGGUGGUCUCCCUAAGAAUUCAGUUGACUCAUCAGGAGUAUCUGUCUCUAGGAGGAGAUGGGGUAGCUCUGGUGUGGUGGGAACCAGAAAGCAGAACAUACUGAACAUCCUCAGAGACUGCUGUUGAUCUCAUUUUGAAUCUCUUGCCUGAAAGCAUCGCUUCUAGUAACAUCCUGGGUUCUUGAAGCCAGAUCCAUCACCCUUUCCCUUCACGUCUUCCUCUGUGUCUGGAUCCACUUUCGCCUUCCUUCCCCUGCAACUCUGCGCAGUGAUGCUGCUUCUCACAUGCUUUUUCUUUCCUUGUCUGGAUGAGCAGAAGAAGAUCAUGAUCAUGAUCUGCUGUAUUAUCCUUGCGAUCAUCUUAGCUUCUACCAUUGGGGGCAUAUUUGCCUGAAAAAGGUGAGCCAUUUGUGGGGAGGUGAUUUUUUUCUUUCACUUACUUGAAACUCUUACAUGCUUAAAAGCACUUGUCGCUGGUUCCCCAGAUUGGGGAGGGAACAGGUAUUAGACUAGAAAAAGGCUGGAGAGAACUAUGAAAAAAGGUUUCAUAGAGAAGUACGGAUGAAUAACGAGUUGGCCAUAGAUGGGGAGCCAGGGGGCAGUCUGCUCUGUUUAGAAUGAUUUGUAGAAGGAUGUUGACUUCCAGCAGCAAAAUUUGGGUGGUGGUGUCUGGGAAUGGCUAAAGGAGAAAGAAUUCGUUCUUGCACUGGAAGCACCCCUCUCUAGUAGGAGAGAGCCAGCCAGUAACCCCAGAGUAAAUUAAUGUCCUCUCUUUGAGGGUUAGGACCGUUAGUGCAGACUUGCCGAGUAGACUCUUUGCCCCUGCAGAGGAAGCACUUGGUGAUCCUGGAUUCAAACCUCCUGUUGUAUAACCUGUGAUUUUCUUCCCUUCCGUGACCCCUUGUAGUCCUCACCGAUGGAGCCUCGGCCGGCACUUUUAAUCCUCCUUCCACUUUCUGUGGUGCCAUCACUUCUCCACUGCAGAUUCCUCAACAGCUACUCCUUUCCACUGUGAAACCUAUGACAUAGGGUCUCCAUCAACCACCUCUUAAAAGUUAUGCAAAGGUAGACUUAGGACAGUGCGGGAUUGGGGGUGGGGGCAGGGCUGAGGGAACAUGAGCCGGUUAGGAGGGUGGUGUCAAGGAGAGGCUGAGGGGUAGAGAACACGUGCUUGUUGGGGAAAUAAAACAGAGCCAGGCAGGUAUUGGAGCACACCCAGCUCAUCAGCAUUUAAUUUUCUCUGACCAGUACCAGGCCUGUUACGUCUGGUCUUCAGGUUCUUCUAGGUCUCACCUUCGACCAACGCUCCAUCUACUUCCUUCUUCAGGGUCUGAUAGUCUAAAGUGAAGAUGGUCUAACCACAGGUGCCACGCAUGUCUUGCUCACAGCUGCGUCCCCAGUCCUUAGUAUAGUGCUUGCCACUUACAGAUGUUCAAGGAUGGGUUGACUUAAUUAGCUGUAAUUAAGCUCUGAUUUCUGCUCACGGUUGAGUCCGUGGGUUUUACUUUGAAACCUUUUAAGGCAUCAGUGGUAAGUGGGUUUGUUAGUAUGAGAGGCUGUGUGCAAAUACCUGUGAAGGGGCUGAUUCACUUAUGCAACUAUAUGACAGGCUUCCCACUACUGUGACAUGGUCUUUUUUUAUGAAUGGAGAUGGGAGUUGACAGUCUCUCACUCUCAAAGACUGCUGGUCCCAGGAUUGUGGCUCCCAAACAAAAGAAACAGGUUUAUACCAUGACUGAACUCCCAACAAGCAUCAGGACCAUGCUCUAUGAACUGUAACAGAGAGGAGAGGUCAGGUCAGAAAAGUGACAGGCACCUACCACUUGCAUCGUUUCUUACAUGGUUCAUCUUGCUAGGUGAAACUGAAUUUUCUUGGCCAGCAGUGUGCCUAAAACUAUCCUGAACAAUGGCCCCAAUUCAAAGUUCAGAUGUGUUCUAAUGCAAUUUAGUAAUUAUAUUACAAGAGCUUCACUACAAAUACAUUAACCACCACCAAGUGCAACUCUUGAGGACCAUGUAACUGUUUAGAUAUAAUUGCACUUUUGAAAGAUUACUUUGCCACACGUCUUUUUUAAGAAAGCGGGAUUUAAAAAAAAAAAAAGCUGACGUUUCAAGUCAGUGUGCUCUUUCUACCCAUUUUCAAAAGCAAAUGGUGUACAUUUCUAUCCAUUUGUAUUUCUUUCAGUUUGAAUAGGGGAUAGAAAACUGCUGGGUAGUUCUGGAAGAGAUGAAUCUUGUUACAGACCAGACAGGAAGGUGGAGCCAUGGGGAUUUGAGAUACAUGGGGCCUUUAUUCAUCCAACAGUAACUAGUUGAGUGCUGUGCGGCACCGCACUGUCCUAGAACCUGUGGGGCCACAAAGGUAGAGCCAAAUACAUGCCCUCCUCGGAGUUUCAGACCUAGGAAAGGCCAACUUCAACUUUUAUCACUUACUUGUGUUAAAAGGCAAGGGUAUGUUCCUUAUCAUAUUGUCCAACAUUCCCCUUUGUCUUCUAAAAUUGAGAGAUGGGUAGUUGGGCAUAAAUAAAUAUCUGUUGAA
This is a messenger RNA of Mustela erminea (ermine), 5527 nucleotides long. It is a transcript of the gene STX3, whose product is annotated as syntaxin 3. NCBI's taxonomy places the organism in Eukaryota, Metazoa, Chordata, Mammalia, Carnivora, Mustelidae. The transcript has 10 exons. Gene Ontology annotation, molecular function: SNAP receptor activity; SNARE binding. Gene Ontology annotation, cellular component: postsynapse; SNARE complex; endomembrane system. Bases 188 to 1186 code for a protein of 332 amino acids. Gene Ontology annotation, biological process: intracellular protein transport; synaptic vesicle fusion to presynaptic active zone membrane; exocytic insertion of neurotransmitter receptor to postsynaptic membrane. The record is from RefSeq and is a predicted model, not a curated record.